Molecule: messenger RNA, 2006 nt
Organism: Cricetulus griseus (Chinese hamster)
Lineage: Eukaryota; Metazoa; Chordata; Mammalia; Rodentia; Cricetidae
Source: RefSeq, a predicted model, not a curated record
UGUCUAUGUGCAGCGCAUCCAGAUCAACAACCCCACGGAGCGGGUGGCCGCGCUGCAGACUGUGGGGCCCACCGCGGGCCCAAUCCCCAAGGCCUUCGCCAGCACUCUGGAGAAGGUCGGAGAUCAUCAGUUUCUCCUCUACUCGGGCCGGUCCACGCCCCUCCCGUCGGGGCUCGUGCACCUGGUGGUGGUGGCCUCUAAGAAGUUAGUGAACCGGCUCCAAGUGGCUCCCAAGACGCAGCUGGAUGAGACGGUGCUGUGGGUGGUGCACGUGUCUGGUCCCAUCCACCCCCAGGUGCUCAAAAGCAAAGGAACCAAGGAGCUCAAGGCGCUGCAGGACUUGGCAAGGAAGGAGAUGCUGGAACUGUUGGAGAUGCCCGCCUCGGAGCUGCUGCAAGAUCACCAGCGCCUCUGGGCCCAGCUGUUCAGCCCGGGUGUGGAGAUGAAGAAGAUCACAGAUGCCCACACGCCGUCCGGCCUGACCGUGAACUUGACGCUGUACUACAUGCUCUCCUGCUCACCGGCCCCCCUGCUUAGCCCUUCUCUGAGCCACAGGGAACGAGAGCAAAUGGAAGCAACGCUCAACUAUGAAGACCACUGUUUCAGUGGCCAUGCCACCAUGCAUGCUGAGAACCUGUGGCCAGGCCAGGUCUCCUCAGUGCAGCAGAUCCUGCAGCUGGCUGACCUGUGGAAGCUGACCCUCCAGAAGCGAGGCUGCAAGGGGCUGGUGAAGGUUGGCGCUCCGGGAAUCCUGCAAGGCAUGGUGCUCAGCUUCGGCGGGCUCCAGUUCACAGAGAACCACCUGCAGUUCCAGGCCGACCCCGAGGUGCUCCACAACAGCUAUGCACUGCACGGAAUCCGCUACAAGAACGACCACAUCAACCUGGCUGUGCUGGUGGAUGCCGAGGGCAAGCCCUACCUGCACGUGUCUGUGGAGUCCCGAGGCCAACCUGUGAAGAUCUACGCCUGUGAGGCAGGCUGCCUCCAUGACCCUGUGGACCUGACCUCAGAGCCUGGGGGCCAUACCUUCUCUGUCAUGGUGACACAGCCCAUUACACCACUGCUGUACAUCUCCACUGACCUCACACACCUGCAGGACCUGCGGCACACGCUGCACCUGAAGGCCAUCCUGGCCCACGACGAGCACAUGGCCCAGCAGGACCCCGGCCUGCCCUUCCUCUUCUGGUUCAGCGUGGCCUCCCUGAUCACUCUCUUCCACCUGUUCCUCUUCAAGCUCAUCUACAAUGAGUACUGCGGGCCUGGAGCCAAGCCCCUCUUCAGGAGCAAGGAAGAUCCCAGUGUCUGAGUGAACCUCGAGUCCCACUCUCGGCCACCGUUUGCACAAGACACCCAGCACUGAGCAUCCUGCUGCUGCAUGAACAGGGAGCCUUUGGAAGCACCAACCCUUUGUGCCUUGUGGGGGACAGUGACUCAGAAGCGCUUGUGGGUACAAGAGUUUGCACUGGAGGGGAAAGAGGGCCGAGGACUUCUGUAAGAUUUCCAGUCAAUACAACACCCCGUAGGGAGAAUACUUGAAGUUGAGCGCACUCCUCCCACUCCCCCCUUUUCAUCCCAGGAAAUAGAUCCUCUUUAAAGACUUGCUGAGGGAAAAUUGUGUUCUUUUCCUAAUUUAAUGUGUUCUUUCUUGAAUGGAUUUCUAAUUUAUUUUUGUUGAAGUUUUGCUGGGUGGCUUUUCAUCCACCUUAGAUCAGGACUGUUGGUGGCAACCACCGAUCCCUGCCACCUGGUUGGCACCCGGAGGCCCCACACAGUCUGGAGGCUGGACCUGAGCUCCAGGCGGCCACCCUGCCUGGAGAAGGUGUGCGUCCCCUGCCCUCCGCUGGUUUGCACAUUGCCUCUUCCUUACCUUGAGCCAGUGGGAUCUGUCCUUUUGUACUUCGGGUCCCUGGGAAAGGUGUUUAACUUUCUAGUGAUGGAUGGUUGUUGGCUUUUGAAAUACCAAAGCUUUUUUGUUCUUUUUAAAAUAAAUAUCUUUUAAACUCUCA